This is a messenger RNA of Plasmodium knowlesi strain H, 663 nucleotides long. RefSeq names its product 1-cys peroxiredoxin. The coding region runs from base 1 to 663 and encodes 220 amino acids. The transcript has a single exon. Gene Ontology annotation, biological process: cell redox homeostasis; cellular oxidant detoxification. Gene Ontology annotation, molecular function: peroxiredoxin activity. Gene Ontology annotation, cellular component: cytosol; mitochondrion. The record is from RefSeq and is a predicted model, not a curated record. NCBI's taxonomy places the organism in Eukaryota, Apicomplexa, Aconoidasida, Haemosporida, Plasmodiidae.
AUGGCGUACCACCUGGGAUCCCCCUUCCCCAAUUUCACCGCCACAGCGUCAAACGUGGAAGGCCCCUUCGACCUGUAUGAGUAUGUGGGGAACAUGUGGUGCAUCCUUUUCAGCCACCCACAUGACUUCACCCCCGUGUGUACAACGGAACUGGCACAAUUCGGGAGCAUGUACGACGAGUUCCUAAAGUUGAAUUGCAAAUUAGUUGGGUUCAGCUGCAAUUCAAAGGAAUCCCACGAAAAGUGGAUUGAAGACAUUAAGCAUUAUGGGAAGUUGACUCAGUGGAAGAUCCCCAUUGUCUGUGAUGAAUCUAGGGAGCUAGCCAACAAAUUAAAAAUUAUGGACGAAAAGGAAAAAGAUAUCAAAGGGUUACCACUCACAUGCAGAUGCGUCUUCUUUAUUUCUCCAGAGAAAAUUGUAAAGGCAACAGUAUUAUAUCCGGCAACCACUGGACGAAAUGCAAACGAAAUUUUACGUGUCCUUAAAUCUCUCCAGUUGACAAAUGAACAACCCGUGGCAACCCCCGUGAACUGGAACGUGGGCGACAAGUGCUGCGUCCUCCCCACCGUGGCUGAAGCAGAUUUACCUGCUCUAUUCCCCAAGGGGGUGCAGAAGAUACAACUGCCAUCGGAGAAGCCCUACCUCAGGUUUACAUCCCUUUGA